This is a messenger RNA of Panicum hallii, 1075 nucleotides long. Its product is annotated as atherin-like. Lineage: Eukaryota; Viridiplantae; Streptophyta; Magnoliopsida; Poales; Poaceae. The transcript has a single exon. Bases 125 to 733 code for a protein of 202 amino acids. The record is from RefSeq and is a predicted model, not a curated record.
CCUCCGAGACAGCCCCUCGCCCGGCCGGGAGCGAGAAGCAAGCGGCUUGGCACCUCAGCCUGCCUCUUCGCCUCUCUCCCCCAAGAAGCCAAGAUCUGCAAAUAUUCCAAUCAAGAUCACGGAGAUGGACAAUGUCCUCAUCGAUCGAUCUGCCAGCGGAUUCGACUUCAUGCGGUGGACGGACGCCGUCGACGAUGGCUGCCGCAGCAUCGCCAUGAGCGCGCUGCCGCCCCGCACAAGCAGCAUCUACAGCUCCUUCCCAUACGUUUCGCAGCUGCCCCCGUUUCAGUACACGCCGUACCUGCACUCUUCGCUCUCCCUCCCUCCGCUGCCUCCUCGCCGCCCGGCUCUGGGCCCGCUCCCGCCGGUGAUGGCGAGCAUGGCCAAGUACGCCGCGGCGCCGCAUCGGGCGGCGGCUGCCGCUAUGGGAAAGCCCGCGGCGCCGAGGAGGACGGGACUAGGAGAGUACAAGAGGAAGAAGCCGCGGGCGCCGAGGCCGGGGGAGGAGCCGCCGAGGGCGCAGCGGAGGAAGCCGCUGGAGCGCGCCACGCCGCUGCCGUCAGCGCCGGCGGUAGUCGAGGCGCUGGACGAUCUGGAGCGCGAGGUGACCAGGGGGUUCGUCGAGGACCUGAUGCACGCCCUCGCGCCGCCGCCAAGUAGCCUGCCCCUGCCCACCUUCUCACUCGUCCGGGCUGCCGGCGUGAAGACUGCCGUGGCAUCCUGCGCCGUGUAGACACUGGAAUGCGCGCCGCCGGUGAGGCGUCCUCCGGCGCCACCAGUACGUCCGCGUCUUUCUUUCACCAAGACUUUUUCUUUGGAUGGAAGAAAAGUGCAAACCAUGGUUUUUAAAAACUGGGUUAUUUCCUUCCUUAUUUUCUUUUUAGAAUCCUUCUGUUUUUGGAUACUCUGAUGUGAAAGUGAACCUAAUUUUAAGGGUUUGCAUAGCAUUCAGAGUUAAACCUUCUUGAUGGGGUCUGUUUUUAUUGGCUUGUAUCAAGAAUUCAAGAUCAAACCUUUACUCUUUCGCAUAUGUAUGGUUCGCCAUUUCAGUUCAAUGAAAUAAUUUGUGGUUCCA